AUGACGUCAUCAUCUUCUUCUUCCAAGAGGCACCCGGUGUACCAUGGAAUCCGGUGCCGGGGAGAAAAAUGGGUGACCGAAAUCCGGGAGCCACGUAAGACAACCCGCAUAUGGCUUGGCACAUUCCUAACACCGGAGAUGGCGGCUGCCGCCUAUGACGUGGCGGCAUUGGCGCUGAAAGGCGGGGAAGCCGUUCUCAACUUCCCUGACUCAGUUAGCAAGUAUCCGGUGCCCGCAUCGAAAUCUCCUGCUGACAUCCGCAUCGCUGCCAAUGCUGCAGCGGAACUAGUAAAGGCUGAAGCUAACCACAAUAAUGCAUCAUCAACUAAUGUAGUUGAACCUGAUGGUGUUUCUGAUAUUACUCCAUUGUCUGAAACUGAGUUUCUGGAUGAGGAAGCCUUGUUUUUCAUGCCAAGUUUAUUGGUAGAAAUGGCUGAGGGAAUGCUACUGUCCCCACCAAGAAUGAGCCCACCACCGUCACCUGGGAAUUAUGGUGGAGAAAGUUUGUGGAACUAUUUUUGA
This is a messenger RNA of Gastrolobium bilobum, 522 nucleotides long. RefSeq names its product ethylene-responsive transcription factor ERF026-like. NCBI's taxonomy places the organism in Eukaryota, Viridiplantae, Streptophyta, Magnoliopsida, Fabales, Fabaceae. The coding region runs from base 1 to 522 and encodes 173 amino acids. Gene Ontology annotation, molecular function: DNA binding; DNA-binding transcription factor activity. The record is from RefSeq and is a predicted model, not a curated record. The transcript has a single exon. Gene Ontology annotation, biological process: regulation of DNA-templated transcription.